This is a messenger RNA of Ostertagia ostertagi, 612 nucleotides long. NCBI's taxonomy places the organism in Eukaryota, Metazoa, Nematoda, Chromadorea, Rhabditida, Trichostrongylidae. The record is from the annotation of a GenBank genome assembly.
AUGAGUGCAUCGUUUGAUUUCCAUGGCAAAAAAGCCCUUGUCACCGGAGCCAGUCAAGGAAUCGGUUACGGUCUCGCGUUAGCACUUGCGCAUGCCGGCGCCACUGUGGUGGCUUUAGAUAGAAAUGGAUCGAAGCUCGAGGAUCUACGUAAGAAGCAUGACAACGUUACCAUAGUUGUUGCCGACGUCACAUUAUCGGAAUGGGCCUUGGCAUCAAUUUUGGCACCUCACCAACCAUUUCACUUUCUCUUGAAUAACGCAGGAAUAUCAAUACUUGAAUCGUGUUUGACAAUCAAAGAGGAAUCCUUGGCAAGGCACAUUGACGUGAACCUGAAAGCUCCUAUUCUUCUCGCAAAGAUUGUGGCAAAUGAGAUGAUACGACGCUCGAUUCGCGGUGUUAUUGUGAAUGUUUCUUCACAAGCGUCUAAACGACCACUGAAGGAUCAUCUGGCAUAUUGCGUCACCAAAGCUGGUCUGGAUAUGGCAAGCAGGUGUUUCGCAAAAGAGCUUGGAGAACAUGGAAUUCGAGUGAAUAACGUAAAUCCGACCGUUGUGAUGACGGAAAUGGGAAAAAUGGUAAUAUGUGUGAAUUUUGAGCUAACGCCUUCAUGA